Messenger RNA from Coregonus clupeaformis (lake whitefish), 5839 nucleotides. Its product is annotated as netrin-G2. The transcript is spliced from 14 exons. The record is from RefSeq and is a predicted model, not a curated record. The coding region runs from base 1019 to 5005 and encodes 1328 amino acids. Lineage: Eukaryota; Metazoa; Chordata; Actinopteri; Salmoniformes; Salmonidae.
AGCUGCUCCUUUAAGCAGGACGGGUAGCCCGAUCGGCUCAUGGGGUGGUUAUAUUUCUGACUGGUAAAAGUUGCGUAGAUACAGAUCAGAUACUGAUAGCCAAAUAUGGAAACGAAAAUAUAGCAGGAGAACAAUGGCAGGAGGGAAUUUAUGAAAUAAGCGAGUGUGUUUAUGCAUAUGGGAAAGUGAUGUCGAGAGAGAGCGCGCGAGAGAGCUCUUUCCUUCUGCCCUUGAGCGCCUAGUACAAAACCGAAAUCGUAAAAAGUAAUGGAACAUGAAUUGAGGCAGUACCACUUCUGAAAAAGUCUUUAAAUGUAAUAUAUUUCCAACAAGAAGUCAACUAUUGCGCGUACGGGAUGUAUAGGAUACCAUCCUAACAACGCACUGCUUUCCUCAAAAGUAUACCAAACAGAAGGGAAACAAACAGAAGGGGAGAGCAUCUCAUCUAAUCCUCUUACAGAAGGGAAUACCGUAACGUUAAGCUUCAUUUCAACGACGAACCAAUGCAGAGGCGUUAGAAUGCUGAGAACACUUUUGCAAAGGAUGCACCCAUGACAGAAUGAUCAUACCUUCCCGGAGCAAUUUGCUUUUGACUGACAUGAAACACAACAAAAUCUCAUCUAGAGAGAGCUUCUGAGUGGACAGUGGAAUAUUCUCAUGGACAUUUGGACUGCUUUUAGUAUGGCUUGCCUGGAGUGCCAAAGGUGGUCGAUCUGCGAAAUAUUAGCAUUGUACACAUUUCUAUUAAAAUAAGCUCUUGUAACUAUAAUUUAAAGUAAUACUUUCAUUGAUUUGUUUUUAUCAUAGGAUAACAAAUAUUUCAAAACAGAAGUACGUGUAUCUUAUUUAGGCAAGCAACAUUUGUAUGCAAAACCAGCAGAGUUGUAAGGCUGUAUCCUGCAAGCGGCAGGUGUCCCUCCCAAGAUGAAAACCAACCGGAUUCCAAGCUGAUCCUCUCCCAGUGUGGACCGACGGUGGCACCACUUGCCUCCUCCCUCCUGACUCUCGGUCUUGGACCAUGGGUGUGGUCUCUACGAGUGCCAUGCUCUCACAGGUGGUUUUUCUUUUGAACUUUGUUACUCUGACACUUGGCCAGUAUGACAUAUGCAAGUCGCUGGUUAGUACGGACGAUGGACCAACAUGGGAGUUUUACGCGUGCCAGCCCAAACCCAUGGCUAUGAAGGAGUUCAUGCAAAUUAGGGUGGAUCCUCCUGGCAUCACUUGCGGCAACCCCCCGGAGAGGUUCUGUACUCUGGAGAACCCGUACCUGUGUAGUGACGAGUGUGACGCCUCCAACCCAGACCUGGCUCACCCUCCCCAGCUGAUGCAGGAUCGUGAGCGCAGUGGCCUCAUCACCUACUGGCAGACGGUGACGUGGAGCCGCUUCCCGGAGCCCCUGCUGGCCAACAUCUCCCUGGCCUGGAACAAGAGCCUGGAGCUGACCAACGACAUUCAGGUCACCUUCGAGUAUGGCCGCCCCACCAUCAUGGUACUGGACAAGUCCCUAGACAAAGGGCGCACCUGGCAGCCCUACCAGUUCUACGCCGACGACUGCAUGGACGCCUUCGGCAUGCCCGCUAAGCUGGUGCAGGACCUGUCGGCCACCAACGUGACGCGGGUAAUCUGCACAGAGCAGUACUCUCGCUGGGUGGGCUCCAAGAACGAGAAGGUGCUGAGGUUCGAGGUGAUGGCACGUUUCGCUAUCUUCGCGGGGCCCAAGCUUCUCAACAUGGACAGCCUGUACACACGGAUGGAGAGUAUGAAGGGCCUGAGGGACUUCUUCACUUUCACCAACCUGAGACUGAGGCUGUUGAGGCCGGCCCUGGGGGGAACCUAUGUCCAAAGAGAAAACCUCCUCAAAUACUUCUACGCCAUUUCCAACAUAGAGGUACCAGCCAGGUGUAAGUGUAACCUCCAUGCUGGCCAGUGCACCUUUCGGGAGGGCAGCCUGCAGUGUGACUGUGAACACAAUACGACGGGCCAAGACUGCACUCGCUGUGAGAGGGGCUUCAAAACCAAGUCAUGGAAACCUGGAUCGUACCUACCCACCCCCAACGGAUCCCCCAAUACCUGUGAGGCUGCUGGGACUCUUGGCAUACCCACAACAGUCCAGACCCCGCCAACAACCACACCUGCAUUGGUGACUACAACCAAGACACCCACAGACCAACUGCCCACAAUUACUACUAUUAUGGCAGACAUCACCACCUUCACUGACAUAGUGACAGCUGUGGUGGGUCCCACAUCCAGCACACAGCUCAGUGACUCCCUCACUGACACACCAGUGCCGCUUCUGGCAACAGACCAAACCUAUGUGCCAGCCACUAUACCAGCCACUCUUCCAGCCAGUAUGUCAAACAGUGUGCCAGUCUCUGCCAAUCCCGACCAGACAGACAGUCCAUCCUUAACCACAGUGAACUCGCCCCCAAUGGAGGUAAAGCUCCCCACAACCACAGUGAGAGCGCAGCUGAAAGUUACUCAAUCAUCUGAUGCAGCUGAUGCCACAUCUGAUUCAGUCACACCAUCUUCUGAUGCAACCACUCCAACAUCAGUUGGAUUUACUCUCACACCUGACAGCACAAUGACAACUUCUUACACAGUGACUUCUGACACCAGUACCACAGCUUCUGACACCAGUACUACAGCAUCUGAUACAAGUACUACAACAUCUGACACAAGUACUACAACAUCUGACACAAGUACUACAUUUUACACAAGUACUACAUCUGAAACAAGUACUACAGCAUCUGACACAAGUACUACAACAUCUGACACAAGUACUACAGCAUCUGAAACAAGUACUACAGCAUCUGACACAAGUACUAUAACAUCUGACACAAGUUCUACAAUAUUUGACACAAGUACUACACUAUUUGACAUUAGUAGUACACCUUCUGCCACCAGUACUACAACAUUUGACAUAAGUACCACAACAUUUGACACAAGUAUAUCAACAUUUGACACAACUACCGCAGUAUCAGACACAAGUAUCACAACAUUUUACACAAGUACUACAUUUCUAACAAGUAUUACAACAACUGACACAAGUACUAUAUCUGACACAAGUACUAUAAUAUUUGACACAAUGACUCCAACAUCUGACAUAUUUACCACAACAUCUGGCACUGUUACUUCAGCAUCUGAUGUAUUCACUUCGACAUCUGGUGUGCCCUUUCUGGCAUCGGACACAGUUACUCCAGCAUCUGAUGUAGUAACACCACCAACAGAUGGAUUUACCUCACCCCCUGAUGCUACAUUUAUUCCAGCAUCUGAGGGAGAUACACCCGCCUCUAACGUGGCUACUUCAGUAUCUGACGGACUGACCUCACCACCUGAUGAAGCUACUUCAACACCUCAAGCAGUUCCUCCACCUCCCGACACAGUUUCCUCAGCACCUGAUCCUUUUUCCCGUGCACUGGAUGGAGAUAUCACCCAAGCUCCAGACAAAUCUACUCCAGCACCUGAUGCUGCUCCCCUAGCUGCUGAUACACUUGCAUCAGUGCCUGAGGCAGCUGCUCCAUCCCCUGACACAGAUACCUCAACAUCUGAUGCUGCUACCCAGGCACCUGAUGUAGUUACUACAGCUCCAGACACAUCUUCAGCAGCUCCUGAUCCUGCUACCCCAUCUCCUGACACAGGUGAUCCAGCUCCUGAUGCUGGACCAGCUCCUGAGGCUGUUGAUCCAUCUCCUGAUGCAGGACAAGCUCCUGUGGCUGUUGAACCAGCUCCUGAUGCAGGACCAGCUCCUGGUGCUGUUGAUCCAGCUCCUGAUGCAGGAACAGCUCCUGAGGCUGUUGAUCCAGCUCCUGCUGCAGGACCAGCUCCUGAUACUGUUGAUCCAGCUCCUGAAGCAGGACCCGCUCCUGAUUCAGUUGACCCAGCUCCUGAUGUAGGACCCGCUCCUGAUUCAGUUGAUCCAGCUCCUGAUGUAGGACCCGCUCCUGAUUCAGUUGAUCCAGCUCCUGAUGUUGGACCAGCUCCUGAUUCAGUUGAUCCAGCUCCUGAUUCAGUUGAUCCAGCUCCUGAUUCAGUUGAUUCAUUUCCUGAUACAGUUGAUCCAGCUCCUGAUGAUGCUGUUGAUCCAGCCCCUGAUGCAGGACCUGCCCCUGAUGUAGUUGAUCCAGCUUCUGAUGCAGUUGAUCCAGCUUCUGAUGCAGUUGAUCCAGCUUCUGAUGCAGUUGAUCCAGCUCUUGAUUCAGUUGAUUCAGCUCCUGAUUCAGGACCAGCUCCUGAUGCUGCCGCUCCAAUGCCUGAUGCUGGGGGCAGUGAGAAAGUGGAAAUUAAAGAAGAAAAGGUUAAAGAGGAAAAAGUUACCCCCAUAGCUGAAACCAAAGGGGAAAGCAAAGAGGAAGAGAAAAUGAAAGGAAAAAAAAACGAUUUUGAAAUGAAAGACUAUGAGAAAAAAGCGGUCGUAAAACUGUUGAUUCCUGGUGGGUCCAAAUACAGGCAGUCUAAGGUUGCAUACGUCCAAUUUCAAGACUGCGAGUGCUAUGGCCACUCGAACCGCUGCAGUUAUAUUGACUUUAUCAACAUCGUGACUUGUGUCAGCUGCAAACACAACACUAGGGGGCAGAACUGUCAGCACUGUCGACUGGGAUACUUCCGGAAUGUCUCUGCCGAGCUGGACGAUGAGAACGUUUGUACAGAGUGUAAUUGUAACCAGCUGGGAUCCUUCCAUGCUCGCUGCAACGACACAGGGUUCUGCCAGUGUAGAGAUGGCUCCACUGGGCCAAAGUGUGAGGACUGCCUGUCUGGAUACAGCUGGAGACAAGGCUGCUCCCCCAAUGUAUGCGAUGAUGAGUUCCUGCUGUGCCAGAAUGGAGGCACCUGCUUCCAGAACCAGAAGUGUCUGUGUCUGCCGGAGUACAAGGGCGUGCUGUGUGAGCAGCUGCUCUGCGAGGGAGAGAGGGGCUGCAGCGGUGCCUCUGCCUCCUACGUCAGCCUGGCCGCCUUGCUGAGCUGCCUUCUAGCCAACGCCCUGCUUAGAGCAGUCACUGCUUGCUGAGCCACAACCAGGACAGCUGGAGUGCACCUGGCUGCAGUAUUGGGACCCUCCACCCGCCGCGCUAACCUCAGUCUCACGGUGCUGUUGCAUUCUGGAACAUUGUUUGCGGGCGCCAAGCCUCUCGUCGCCUCGCCACGAUGAAACAAAGAGAGAGUUCCUCUCUCGCUCUCACUCUAUGAAAGCCAGUGCUGAAAGAACGUAUACCAAAAAAACGAAAUCACUAUCUAAGAAAAGUUUAAAAAGCGAAGAGUAUUCUUUAUGAAACAGUUUUUUCUUCUUGUCGUGCAUCUAAGUUUGUUCUCACUGAAAUACUGCACUUAGCCAACUUGUUUUCUGAACGGAGAUGGUUGAAAUCACUGCUGAGGCCUACUAAUGCCAAGUUUCUCUUACUCUCAAAUUCACGUUUCCUUACUUUGCUGCAUAGCCUAUUUGUUUCCUGGCAACAAUCAUUGAACUGAAAAGAGUGGGGAAAUAUGAGUAAAACAUGUUUUAAUCAGAGUUGAUGUUUCAGUGGCUUGUGGUGGAGAAUCAAUUGUCGCAUGGAAAUCAUGAAGCAAAGAGAGGGAGUAUGACCUAUCCAAAUUGAACAAAUCUAUGUAUAUUUCAAAGGAAAUAUAUGACUAUUGUAUAUUAACAUUGUUUGAAUAUUUUUGGUAGAAAUUGUUAUUUUUGUUCUAAGUAACCGUUAUCAUUCUAAAGAAAAUUACCCAUGAUGAGCUUUUUAUUACUGUAAACCUUUCUGAUAAUGUGACUGUUAGAAGAUUAUGAUGAUGUCCCUGAUUCCAUUGGAUAAAGACAGUUGAAGGAAUAAAGCGUGAAGGUUUGAAAGUUCAA